Molecule: messenger RNA, 503 nt
Organism: Lampris incognitus (smalleye Pacific opah)
Lineage: Eukaryota; Metazoa; Chordata; Actinopteri; Lampriformes; Lampridae
Gene: ndufb4
Product: NADH:ubiquinone oxidoreductase subunit B4
Exons: 3
Coding region: 26-409 (127 amino acids)
Cellular component (GO): mitochondrion
Source: RefSeq, a predicted model, not a curated record
CUCCGUCUGACGUCACACCGCGAACAUGGCGGACUACCGAGAGGCGCCCUUGGCCACUCGGCCUAAAACAUUGGACCCGAAUGAAUAUUUCAAUCUUUCUGCGGAGAAAAGGCGCACCGAGGAGGAGAGGGCCGCUCUACGGGCCAGCCUGAAGCGACAGUACCAGCUGCAGCUCAACAACCCGCACAGAAAAGAGCUCAUUGAAGACCCUGCUAUGAACCGCUGGGUGUAUGCACGUGCGAACCCCUAUCCUCAUUUCAGACCCACAUUCAAGACAUCGCUGAUGGGGCUACUCAGUGGAGUUGUACCCCUCUUUGUCUUGUACUAUGCUUUCAAGACAGACAGGGAUAAUAGGGAAGAGAAGAUUAAGAACGGGACUCUCGAGCGCAAGUUCUGUUUGUCAUCUUGAACUCUAGUCUAUGCAGCUGGCUUUUACGUUAUAGUGACAAUGUCUCUAUGUGUAAUUAUUAAUGAACAAAUAAAACAGCCCUUGAUGGAAAAAA